Messenger RNA from Ruditapes philippinarum (Manila clam), 914 nucleotides. RefSeq lists its product as uncharacterized. NCBI's taxonomy places the organism in Eukaryota, Metazoa, Mollusca, Bivalvia, Venerida, Veneridae. The transcript has 2 exons. Bases 345 to 914 code for a protein of 189 amino acids. The record is from RefSeq and is a predicted model, not a curated record.
UCCAGAUAACGUGCGUAUCGGCGUAUUUUACGCUUCAAAAUCAACUAAAUACGCACCAUAUUUCAAAUUUGUUGCGUUCAUUUACGCACGCUAAAAAUUAAAUACGCAAAGAAUGAAAAAUCGAAGCGUAUUUGAUGUGUACUUUCAUUUUCGAAACAGCUGAUUCCAUUUCCGUUUAACAGUUGACUGUGUAUCUUUUUCCGUUUAAUACCCGCCAAAAUACUUCCAACUACUUUUCAUUCUGUAAACCAGUCUAAUUAUGUCUUUAUCGCGUGGACGCUUGGUAAAACGUGUUGCUUGAUUUCCUUUACAAUUGCAAGCGUUUAUUAAUAAAGACGUACAUCAUGGCUGCUUCAAAACCAAAGCAGAGGAAAAUUGAUAAUUUUUUUAUCGCGACUGAGUUACCCGCUAAGGCAAUUGUAAAUCCAAUUGUUGAAGACAUUUUAGAUAAUGUAUUUAAAACAAAAAGGGCGCAUAUAACUGUUAAUCGCAACACAACACUCGACAAUUGGCAAAAAAGUUAUCCGUGGCUGCAAAUUUCAGAAACUGGUACUGAAGUACGAAUGAAAUGUUUGACUUGUUGUAAAUUUAAAGCUGGCAAUGUAUGGGCUAAUGAAGGUGCAAUUAACAUACAGAAAUCGGCAAUUGACAGGCACUGUGCAAGUAAAGACCACAUUGAGGCUCAGAAAAAAGAAAUAAGAAGUGCUACUAUUUCCUCGGACAGUGAGAAAGAUGAUACUUAUGAUGACUUAGAAAAACAAGACCUAUAUCUCUUUUGUUCUGUUUAUUCCCUUAUGAAAAACGAAAUUCCACUUAAUCAGUUAAAUGCCAUCUUAGAGUUGCAGAGACUAAAUGGAGCUGAAAUGCCUUAUCAAAACUUAAGUUGGAUACAAUUAAAGAGAUUCAAGAAAUAA